Messenger RNA from Parnassius apollo (apollo), 1395 nucleotides. The record is from the annotation of a GenBank genome assembly. Lineage: Eukaryota; Metazoa; Arthropoda; Insecta; Lepidoptera; Papilionidae.
AUGUUCCACGCUCCAGUAUUUUUACUAAUCCUUCUGAUUUUGCCAAGACCGUCACAAACGAAUCCAGACAAUCUAGCAUUGUUGACAGGUACUUUGAAGACUAUGCAACGAGCGGCGUGCGAUGACGAAACAGUUUCUUUAGCUUGUCCGAGGGGUACUUCAAUAAGCAUCCAAGUUGCACAGUAUGGUAAAGCUGCCCCCGAAGGUCAUAGCUGUAUUAUGGAGGGAUCAAACUCCCAGCCCGUAGCAGUUGAAGUAGUGGGUGAAGAGAAGUGCUUGUGGCCUAAUUCUAUGCAGUAUUCACUUCUACAAACAGUGGUAGAAGCGUGCCAAAAGAAGCCUCAAUGUAAAUUCAGCACGAAGUCCAAACCAGGGUUGGUGGACCCCUGUCCAUUUGCAAGAAAGUUCGUUGAAGUAGCUUACAAGUGCCGCCCUUAUGAGUUUCGUAGUCGAACGGGUUGUGAAAAUGAAAUAAUUAAGCUAAGCUGCAAUCCACAUUCCAGAAUAGCUAUUUUUGAUGCGCAGUACGGACGAACUACUUAUGAAUCUAUCACAUGUCCUCAAACCCAAGGAGUACUCGAUGAGACUUGCACUGCUCCAUUCGCAGCAGAAGCAGUAAUGCAGAUCUGUCAUGGUAAACGGCAUUGUGAAGUCCUUGCUAAUCAUAAGACUUUUGGCUCUGCUUGCAAGCCAGGUUCGAGGAAUUACCUUAAAAUAGUUUAUGCGUGUGUUCUUACGGAGAAAUAUGAAAGUGCUGCUGAAAAAGAUGAAAUAAUUAGUUUCCGUUCUGGAUCAGAUCAAGAAGAAACUGUUUUCAAUGAAGCCGCUGACACUGGGGAAAAGUGGAGUGAAUCAAAUAUAGUACCUCCAUUAACUGACCCUGCAUCGGUGUCGUCUGCACAAGAUAUUUUUCGUACUGAAAAUGCACCACUCGACCAUACUAUAAAAAUUGCAGAGGAGAAAAAUAAAGAAAACAAAACUUCAGAUUACACUUUAUAUAAAAUACAAAUGUAUACCGUCGCAAGCAUAUUAAUUUUUAGUGUACUAAUAUUAUUUCUGGUUGGAGUUCGAUGCUUUAUUAAACGUCGACAGCAAAACAAUUCAAAAAUUGGUGACAUGUUUUCUACGGAAGCUCCUAAUGUCUUCGAAGAUGGGCAUUCUGAUAUUGAUAAUGAUGUAGAUGUGAGUCACAUUUCCGGAACAUUUUAUGAUCCUGUUCAUCCCGAUAUGAUAUUGUAUAAAGAUUUACCAGGCAAAGGGACACUUAGAGCCAUGCGGCCAUUAUCAACAGUGUAUCCAUGUGCGGGAGCAAGUAUGUAUGGUAAUGUAGAUUUUGUGCCAUCACAGUCAAGAGAUAUGGCAACCAACAGAUUUGAUAGUUACAAAAAAAAAUGA